AUGGAAGUGGCCAACAAUGUUACUGAGUUUAUAUUCCUAGGACUUUCCCAAGAUCCUGGAAUGCAGUUGAUGUUAUUUGUAUUAUUCCUCCUCUUCUACAUUGUGAUCAUGGUGGGAAAUUUACUCAUUUUGCUUACAGUCUUUUCUGAUCGCGAGCUCCACACACCCAUAUAUUUCUUCCUUAGUAACCUGUCCUUUGUGGACAUUGCCUAUUCAUCAGCCACAGCCCCCAAGAUGAUUUCAGACUUUGUUUCUGAAAAAAAGACUAUAUCCUACUGGGGAUGUGUAGUCCAGAUGUUUACCUUUCAUUUUUUUGGUUGUGCUGAGAUCUUUGUUUUAACUGUCAUGGCUUUUGACCGUUAUGCUGCCAUCUGCCACCCUCUCCGUUACACUAUCAUCAUGAGUGUCAAUGUUUGCACCAUUCUGGCAUCACUAUCCUGGUUGGGAGCCUUGGGUCAUUCCUUUUUCCAGACCCUCCUGAUCUUUCAGCUGCCCUUUUGCAAUGCUCAGGUCAUAGACCACUACUUUUGUGAUGUUCACCCAGUCCUAAAACUUGCCUGUGCUGAUACAACCCUGGUUAAUAUAUUGGUUAUUGCCAACAGUGGUCUCAUCUCCUUGGGGUGUUUCCUCAUUCUUCUGGCCUCCUACACAAUCAUUUUAUUUAGUCUUCGGAAACGGUCUACAGAAAGCCGGCGUAAAGCUCUCUCUACCUGUGGCUCUCAUCUGAUGGUAGUGACUUUCUUCUUUCUCCCUUGCAUCUUUAUUUAUCUUCGUCCAUCCACUACUUUCCCGCUGGACAAGGCUGUGUCUGUAUUUUAUACCACAAUAACUCCAAUGCUAAACCCACUCAUCUAUACUCUGAGGAAUGAGGAUGUAAAGAAUGCCAUGAAGAAAUUAUGGAAUCACAAGGUAUCCUCCAAAGAAAAGCAAAAAGGCUAG
Molecule: messenger RNA, 939 nt
Organism: Dipodomys spectabilis (banner-tailed kangaroo rat)
Lineage: Eukaryota; Metazoa; Chordata; Mammalia; Rodentia; Heteromyidae
Product: olfactory receptor 4S2-like
Exons: 1
Coding region: 1-939 (312 amino acids)
Biological process (GO): G protein-coupled receptor signaling pathway
Cellular component (GO): membrane
Molecular function (GO): olfactory receptor activity; G protein-coupled receptor activity
Source: RefSeq, a predicted model, not a curated record